Molecule: messenger RNA, 2764 nt
Organism: Gasterosteus aculeatus aculeatus (three-spined stickleback)
Lineage: Eukaryota; Metazoa; Chordata; Actinopteri; Perciformes; Gasterosteidae
Source: RefSeq, a predicted model, not a curated record
GUUCCUUUAAUGCAGCGUCGCUCCUUCAGGGACGGGGGCGAGCGCCCAGGACCUGAUGGAGGACGAGGAGACGGAGGCCGCGGACGAAGACGAGGACGACGAGGCGGAAGUGGAGGACGACGAGAACGUGGAGCUGACGGAAGAAAAAGAGGAAGAGGAGGAGGCGUCGGUCGGAGAGGUGAAGGCGUCCCCCAACGCAGACACCACCAUCCUCUUCGUCAAAGGAGACGACUUCCCUGCCAACGAAAUCGUGAAGUUCCUGCUCGGUUUCUCCAACAAAGGACCGGAGAACUUCGUGGUGGAGUCUCUGGACGCCUCCUUCCGUUACCCACAGGAUUACCAGUUCUACAUCCAGAACUUCACGGCGCUGCAGCUCGGCAUCGAGGUUCCCGCCAGCCGGCAGGCCACCUUCGAGUACUCCUUCAUCCCCGCCGAGCCCAUGGGGGGGCGGCCCUUCGGCCUGGUCAUCAACCUCAACUACAAGGACGCCAACGGGAACAUCUUCCAGGACGCCGUGUUCAACCAGACGGUCACCAUCACGGAGCGCGAGGACGGACUGGACGGAGAGACCAUCUUCCUCUACGUCUUCCUGUCGGGCCUCGGGCUGCUGGAGAAAUCUGGCGCCAGCGAGGGAGUGCUGAGAGGAGGCUGGAGCGACAACAACGGCUCCAAGUGGCAACGGCCCUUCGAGGUCACACGGCAGGUGGGGGACGUCGACCACGAGGUGGUGUGGUCUGACGGGGGCGGGGGCCGGACCGACCUCAUACACAGUAUCGAGAAGCCCCCGGGCGUGACUGUGAGACUUUCUUUGCCAACAGGAUUGGAGAAAUCCAAGGCAGCACGCAACGUCAGGAUUGGUGGUGGAUCCCUGGAACGCUCAACAUUGCUGAUAUUAUCACUCGUGGGGCUGGUCCAAAAGAUUUGGAUGAAGGUUCACCAGUUCCUGAGUUUACCAGCAAAUGAGUGGCCAAUUAAGUCUGCAAAGGACGUAUCCGCAACUGCCAGAGAGAGUGUUGGAAAGAUGCAAAAGAAAACAUUUACUGCCGUACUCGCAAGAGCUCAGGUGAAGAAAGGGCCACCAGACCUGGAGUGUCGGAGACCACCUGCUGGUGCUUCUGUCCGAAACCUGGUGGAUGAAGGACGGUUCAGCAACCUGACUCACCUGGUUAAAGCGGUUGCCCAGGUCUGGAGAGCAGCUAAGUGCUUUGCAGCUCAAAGCAGGAUCUUGGGGACUCCAAAGUGGGAGGCAGUUUCAUCAGCCGGGGUCAUCACUGCAACAGAGCGCCAAGACGCCUUAAGAGACCUUUUUCUUGCUGCACAAGAGGGCGUGACCUUUCCAACAACCACAACGGACCGGUUGGUAGUCUUCAAAGAAGAAGGAACGGGGCUACUAGUUUGUGGUGGGAGGGUCCAGGCUUUUGAUGAAGACCGAGUUAGUGUUCCCCUCUUACCUUACAGUGCCUGGGUUUCAACAUUGUUGGUUCGUGAAGCUCACAGCAGGGGUCACGAGGGAACAGCUGCGACUCUACUGAAAGUGAGAAAGAGAGCAUGGGUCAUCAAGGGACGGAGAAUUGCUCAAAAAAUCAUUGAAAACUGUGUGAUUUGCAAGAAAGCCAGAGCUAGAAGAUGUCGCCAAGUGAUGGGUGAUCUGCCUCAAGAGAGAACCAGGCCAGCGGCUCCAUUUGAAUUCACGGCAGUUGACCUGUUUGGACCGUAUCUGGUCAAGGAUGAUGUGAAGAAGAGAGUCUGGAUGAAGGUUUGGGGCGUCGUAUUCUGCUGUAUGUCCAGUAGAGCAAUCCACACAGAGCUGGCCAACACCAUGUCGACUGAAAGCUUUCUGAUGGCUUAUCAGAGGUUCACAGCAAUUCGAGGACAUCGUAAGAAGAUUUGGUCCGACCCAGGGACCAAUUUUGUUGGUGCCAAACCUGUUCUGGAGGAGUUGUAUCAGUUUCUGGAUGGUCUGGAUAGGCCUGCUGUGGAGGAAACUUCAGCUCAAAAUGGAACCAGCUGGCAUUGGGAAAUCCAGCCGGCUGAUUCACCCCAUCGAAAUGGCUCUGCUGAAGCAGCUGUUCGGAUUGUGAAGAAGGCGUUCCAGAGUCUGGGGAGAGAAUCAGAGCUCAGUUACAGCGAACUUCAGACGCCACUUCAGCUCGCUGCUAAUCUGUCGAAUGAGCGUCCCAUUGAUGCCAGGGUGCAGAGCUGUGAAGACACCGUGCAGUACAUCACACCCAAUGCACUCCUGUUGGGGCGGGCAUCAUCGAGUGGUGACUGGAAAACAUUUGUGUUUACGAGCUACCCCUAUAAGAGGCUUCAGGAAAUGCAGCACCAGGUCAACAAAUUCUGGAGGUCCUGGAGCCAACUUGCCGGCCCUAAUCUCUUCGUGAGGAGUAAAUGGCACACUACACAGAGGAAUGUUGCAGACGGAGAUAUUGUUUGGCUGUGCGACCAAAAUGCAUUGAGGGGUGAGACCUGCAACAUCAGCAUCCAGGCAUCUGGCCUCCAGCAUCUGGAGAGACGUUCAGUCCACAAUUCUUCAUCGGGACGUUCGACGAUUGGUGGUUCUGCUGCCAGUGGAGGAGCAGGCAGGAGGCCAAAAAGGGGAUCUCUGACCACAAGCCCAAACACAUGCCGGAUAGGGAGAUUGGUGACUCUCAUGCCAGCCCUGCAAUUGACUGGCAACCAAGCGACGGUUUACCCAGUCUCUCGCCCGAGUGUGAUUGACUCCAGCAACCCUCUAAGGAUAAGCAAAAUAGGAGACGACUGA